This is a messenger RNA of Manacus vitellinus (golden-collared manakin), 392 nucleotides long. It is a transcript of the gene EXOSC5, whose product is annotated as exosome component 5. The transcript has 4 exons. Gene Ontology annotation, cellular component: nucleolus; nuclear exosome (RNase complex); cytoplasmic exosome (RNase complex). The record is from RefSeq and is a predicted model, not a curated record. Gene Ontology annotation, biological process: poly(A)-dependent snoRNA 3'-end processing; U4 snRNA 3'-end processing; rRNA catabolic process. Lineage: Eukaryota; Metazoa; Chordata; Aves; Passeriformes; Pipridae. The coding region runs from base 15 to 392 and encodes 125 amino acids.
AGGAGGAAGAGGAGAUGAUGGAGACGGUGGCGGAGCCGGGCGGGCAGUGCUGCCUGCGGCCCUUCUCCUGCGAGCAGGGGCUGCUCUCGCGGCCCGACGGCUCGGCCGCCUUCCUGCAGGGUGACACCUCAGUCCUGGCCGGGCUCUACGGCCCCGCUGAGGCGAAGCUCAGCAAGGAGCUGCCGGACCGGGCGGCGCUGGAGGUGCUGCUGCGCCCCAAGGUGGGGCUGCCAGGGGUGCUGGAGCGGAGCCGGGAGCAGCAGCUGCGCCAGACGUGUGAGGCCGUGGUGCUGGGCGUGCUGCACCCGCGCACGGCCAUCACCCUGGUGCUGCAGGUGCUCAGCGAUGCUGGAUCGCGAAUGGAGUUCACUGGUGGGGGCCUGAUCCUGUGA